Molecule: messenger RNA, 132 nt
Organism: Cetraspora pellucida
Lineage: Eukaryota; Fungi; Glomeromycota; Glomeromycetes; Diversisporales; Gigasporaceae
Source: the annotation of a GenBank genome assembly
AACUAAAAAUAGAUAAAAAUGUUAAGUUCAAUUGGGAUAUUCAUUCUGAAGUUGUAACAAAUGAUAUAUUAGUAGUUUGUUGGCAAAAUAAUAGGCCUGUAACAAUAUUGACAACAAUUCAUAGACUUGUUA